GCUCAUUUUUUUUUUUUUUUUUUUAAUUUGGUUGGAACGUAGGGAAUAGCAAAAUUUCGGUUUCUCCAUCCCAGAUCAGGCGGUCGGAGUCAUUGACCCACGGCUGUUUCAAUGAGCGGAUUUAGUUUAAACGUGGUCGCGAGGAGCUUGAACGAAUGCCUCGCCACGCCUCAGGAGAUGAAGAUAGACCCGUACUUGGCGGCUUUCAAGGAGCUUCAGAAGUUCUUCCACGACCUGGGCACUGUGUUUGGCUUCAUCAACUCUGACCUGGACAGCAAGAUUGUCAUCAUGGAGGAGUACCGGGCCAACCCCAAGGUGGCCAAGCACUACGAAGGGCUCUGCUCUAUGAUUGCCUUUGAGAAGAGCUCCAAGGCCAUUGAGGACCAAAGCAAGCCGUCCGGGUCCCGCACGCUGCUGCGGCUACACAGGGCCCUCGAGUUUGUCGCCCGACUCUUCCAGCGUCUGAGCACGGCUAACGACGACACGGGCAUGGGCGGCCUGGCCCAGGAGAGCUACGAGGAGACCCUGGCGAGGCACCACCCGUGGCUCAUCCGCAAGGGGGCCACCUGGGCCCUGCUGGCUCUGCCCACCCUCGGGAAGGCAUUCGCCAAGGCCCGGACGGACGAGAAGGACCAGCUGCGGACGCUGAUGCAGGCCGUCUCGGACAACGCCUACCGGGUUUUCCACUUCGCCGAGGCCAUCUACAAGAAGCACGGGCUCCUGGACCUGCCCUGAGAGGAGUCGCGGCACGCCGGGCCGAGACGCCGCGGCGCCCGCAAUGCCUCUUUGACCGGCGUGUUUACAGCCCCCCGAUCUCCACCCGCCACGCUGUUGCCGGCUGCAACUCUGGCGGUGUUGCAGACACCCAUUAUGCUGCAGGUCGCAUCCGGCCGGACAGUUUACGGAGGCUUCGACAGCCGGGAGUUGGGAUUCCGCGACGACGGCAACAUGUUUUCUUACACUUCUUUUUCGUAACUUCUACGUCCAAUCGCCGGGAUCUCGACAUCUGAUGUCGUUUGCUGCCCUCUAGGGACCACUUCAGCGGGACACGGAGCGCACUGGUCGGGGACGCAUUCCAGGCACUGCGGCGAGGCCGCCCGAACGUUACGGCGAGUGGAACGCUCUUUGCGAAGCCUCUGCACCACUUUUGGGAGGUGCAUUACAUCCUCUCGAACGUCAAAUCGACGGGCUGUCCACCUCGGCGGCUGCCACUGCAAACAAUGUCUGGCUUUUUUUACUCGAGCUUCUGUGGACCGGAAAACUUAGUUUCUCGAAAGAGAACCGCAAAGCUCAGUCGACGUUGUGCCUCUCUGUGGAGGUGUUCUCUCUUGGCUUACGUGCAACAGGGUUGCGUACAAAAUUAUAUUGCCCUUUUCUUUUUUUUUUUGUAGCAACCGUGGUUUGUAAACUGGGUGAAUUUCAGCUACGAGGGCUUCGUUUAGCCUUAAAACCCAUUUGCUCAAAGGAACGGAUACUAGUAUCUUGAGUGUCGACUCUUGGGACCCAGAGCAUAAGAACUGGUCUGCAAGCUCAAACUACUGCUGUACUCAAAGGUUAAAAUACAUGGUCUAAGUACUUUGAAACAGUCCUAUGUUGGGGUCUGCAUAGAGUACAAUACCGUCAGGGUUUCAGAUGACAAGUGAUUUGAAUGCGUUUUUGCCCCUUGUUUUGGGAUUCUGCAGGUCUGAAGAUACUAGUAGACAACAUUGAUAAGCAACUUCAGGGAAGGCAGACAGGUCUGCCCAAGUCUCAGAAAGUUUGUCCAGAAAAGUUGGCAAGGGUGCUGUAAUCAAAUGGGAACAUUCUCCGCUGCACUUCCAUCGGGGCUCAUGGAUCGUUGGGUUCAGGCUGAUUUCAGACUACAUGGAAAGGAAUGACCUGGGUGUAAUUAGGAACAAAUUUACUAGUUAGAAUUUUUCAACACACAGACGGUUCUCAUUAUUGUGGCUCAAUAUAUCUUCACUCCUGCGUAAGGAAUAGGCUCCGAUUUUUAAUAUACUUGUUGGUAGGACGUGUUGGACAAGUUUGUUACCUCAUGAAAAAUUAGUAGAAUGCAUAUAUUUCGUCGUCUUUUACAUCAGCUUCAUGGAGGAAUUCCUCAACUGAAUGACUUAAUUGGGAGCAGCUGCUUCAGCUGCCGAGUUCAAACUCCAACUGCUUCUUAAACUCCCAAGGUUUUUAUGUUUCAUGAUACAUAGAAUGCAGAAAAAGUUAUUUUACUCCGCUCGCUACAAUCACGAGUUACACUUGAAAAUGCAUAUUCAAGCAUUGCAUGGUGCAUUGCUACAUUGGGCAAUUCAGAUAAUGUUUUCCUUGUUCAGUGUUUUCUUCACGCAAGCAACGUUGUAUUUGUUUUAUGAAUGCAACGUUAUUUAACAUAUUGUUGGUUGUGAGGAUGGUUUCUAUACCCUCCAUUGUGAUCAGUUGACAGUGUACCGUUCAAAGCAUCACAAACUGCUUUUAAUUUCAAUCAGCGGUCAGCUAGGACUUCGGAGCUGCGGUGUUUGGUCGAGGCUUGAACUCUUAAAAUUAUUGUAAUUGGAAAAGUCUCACAAACACUGCAAAUUUUUUGAGUGCAUAUUAAUAUGGGACCAAGGGCAAAGUGACCCAGGGAAAAGAGUAUUGCCUAUGGUGUUGGUGUGUGGGAGUGCAUAUCCUAGUGUGUGCGAAGAUGGUCUGCUGAAGCUAUUGUUUGAGUACUAGGGGAACAAUAAUUAUCCCUGGAGAAAGGAAACAACAGGGACUGGGGGAAUAUGCUUGAAGUGUGGUUCAUAUUGAACAUGUAUGCUGCAUAUUCUUCAUUGAUGCUCUCAAUAUUGAAUAGAUGUAAAUUGCAGCUAUCCAGUGUAGUUAAAUAGUUGUACUUUUCAAUGCAGUGCUGCUGGAACUGAAAAUAUGCUUGGCAAGGCAUUGUUUUGUUUCUUUUUGAGGGCCACUGACCACCUUUGUCAUUUCUAUCUCCAGUAGUUUUCGUUUUUUUAUUCCUGCAUAACUGCUAUCAAGUUUUUUGUUGAGCUUGUUGGUGCUUAAUUUGGCAUACAGGGCAGUGAGUUCCUUUUAUUUUCUUUUUUUUUUAUUGUGCAGUGUGCAUGCGGUAUUUUUUACUUCCGAAUCCACAAAAGCUUGGAAGCACAAGUUUCGGUACUGCCUUUACAUUGUCUUAACAAUGCAUGCAUUAUAAGAGAAGCGUUGUUUGCAACCAUAUAAAAUCUAGUCAUGCACCGAAGUAAGCUGUGGUUGACAUACUGCACAGCAUGGUUGGUGUGACUUGCACAUUGAUUCUUAUUUACUCAGGAUGACCCUGGUUCCUUAUUUGUGGUUGGAGCAAUUGCACCAAUGCGGUUCAAGAGAUUGUAUGCCUUAGGUUGGUUGUGUUUUGUCAGCCCAUGACAAAAUAGUAUUAUACGACUGUUGUCAUAAUUCAUGCGGUUUUAUGCUUGCGUGAUUGUGAUGCCUUGUGCAGCGAUGUACAGAAAUUGGUGUGUUGGGCUCAUCUUACAUUAAUUAUAGUGUUAGCGUUUGUGUGUCAUUCUGCCAGCCAUUAUUUUGUUUAGUUCAUCCCUUUGAGAGCUCCCCCCCCCUCCCCCCCACACACACAGACUGAGUCAUUUCUGUUUUCAUUAAAUACUGUUUAUUUUUACCCAC
Ixodes scapularis (black-legged tick) is the source of this 3645-nucleotide messenger RNA. Its product is annotated as ceramide-1-phosphate transfer protein. Gene Ontology annotation, molecular function: ceramide 1-phosphate transfer activity; ceramide 1-phosphate binding. The transcript has 4 exons. Gene Ontology annotation, biological process: ceramide transport; intermembrane lipid transfer. Gene Ontology annotation, cellular component: membrane; cytoplasm; cytosol. The record is from RefSeq and is a predicted model, not a curated record. Bases 112 to 735 code for a protein of 207 amino acids. Lineage: Eukaryota; Metazoa; Arthropoda; Arachnida; Ixodida; Ixodidae.